Oppiella nova is the source of this 469-nucleotide messenger RNA. NCBI's taxonomy places the organism in Eukaryota, Metazoa, Arthropoda, Arachnida, Sarcoptiformes, Oppiidae. The record is from the annotation of a GenBank genome assembly.
GCAUCGUUUACACCAAAAGCACAACCAAAUGGUGACAAACAGCUAAAUCGGGACACAAAUAAAACAAUCGUUGAACUCAAUUCUUCCAAUAAGUUUAUGGAGUUUUGAGAUCAAAUGCAAAUCUUUUCUAUAUAAUCAGAUCAGACGAAUGAUUGGCGGUAUUAUCGAUGUCGGACUCAAUCGAUUUAAAUACGAACACAUGGAGUGGCUUCUGAACAACCCGUCCCAUAAGAAUUGGGGGUUUCAACAAACUGUAGCCCCGGCUAAAGGCUUAUGGCUAUUAGAUGUCCAUUAUGAUCAAAGCGACUUAAAAUUAUACGACGAUUUGGGCAAUAAAGCGAAUGAGUUUGCAAAUAGUUAUCCCAAUUAUAGCGAAAUCAUUACCCAUGACCAUAAUUACCGUACGGAAUUAGAGGAAGUGUUUGAUGUUAUUAUCGGUCAGAGAGUGAAAGAACUCAUUGGCGACUAA